Orycteropus afer afer is the source of this 903-nucleotide messenger RNA. RefSeq names its product glycine-N-acyltransferase like 2 (gene GLYATL2). The transcript is spliced from 5 exons. The record is from RefSeq and is a predicted model, not a curated record. NCBI's taxonomy places the organism in Eukaryota, Metazoa, Chordata, Mammalia, Tubulidentata, Orycteropodidae. Gene Ontology annotation, cellular component: mitochondrion. Gene Ontology annotation, molecular function: glycine N-acyltransferase activity. The coding region runs from base 1 to 903 and encodes 300 amino acids.
AUGCUUGUGCUCCAAGGAUCCCAGGAUCUGCAUAUUCUAUUUGAAUCUCUGGAAGAGAGCAUCCCUGAGACCCAAAAGGUAUAUGGUGCCAUUUUCAACAUUAAAAAUAAAAACCCAUUCAAUAUGGAGGUGCUGGUGGAUGCCUGGCCUGACUAUCAGGUUGUCAUUACACGGCCCAAGAAAGAGGAGAUGAAAGAUGACCUGGAUCACUAUACCAACACAUAUCACAUCUUCACUAAAGACCUUGACAAGUUAGAAGAAGUCUUGAGAUGUCCACAGGUUAUCAACUGGGAACAAGUCUUCCAGAUCCAAGGUUGCCAAGAGAACUUGGAUAAGGCAAUUAGAAACGUGUCAGCUUCAAAACUGGUACAGGUGGAGUACACGAAGACAAUGCUCUUUGUACCAAAAUUAUCAACGAAACACAAGACUUCAAGCAAUGACAGCAUGGAGCAAAUGGACUUAUUUAAAAUGGAUAAACCAGAUGAAAACAGCAAGAAAAUAAAGUUUCAGAGCAUCUUCUUGGACAGCUCACAUGCAGAGCUUGUGAAUGAACAGUGGAGCUUUGGGAAAAAUGAGAAGAGUUUGAAAUAUAUCCAACGCUGCCUCCAGAAUUUUCCAGGGUACAGUGUGCUAGGUCCAGAGGGGACUCCCAUCUCCUGGGUUGUUAUGGAGCAGUCUUGUGAGUUAAGGAUGGGUUACACUGUCCCCAGAUACCGGGGCCAAGGCUAUAUGAGGCAAAUUAGUUCUCAUUUUGGAAAGUUUCUUAUUCAGAAAAACAUCCCAUUUUAUCUACAUGUAGCACACGAUAAUGAGAGUACCAAAAACAUAACAAAAAAUCUGGAGUUAAAAGUCUGCCCUUGUGGCUGGCAUCAGUGGAUAUGUACCCCUCAGAAAUAUUGUUGA